AUGAAUAUGACUAAUGACCCUUUACCAAUUGCAACUUCUUAUGUUAAUGACAAAACUAAGUUUUUAAAAACAGGUACAACUAUUUGUGGAUUAGUUUGCGACAAAGGACAAACCGUUGUAUUGGCGUGUGAUUCACGUGCAACUGUUGGACCAAUUGUAGCAGAUAAGGCUUGCAUGAAAUUACAUAAAUUAGCACCAAAUAUUUAUUGUGGUGGAGCAGGUACUGCCGCUGAUUUAACUCAUGCAACAAACUUCAUUGCCACAAAACUUGGGGUUCAUCGAUUUACUAUUGGACAAAUGCCAAGAGUUGACACUGCGGUUACUAUGCUUAAAAGACAUUUGUUUCCUUAUGGAGGACAUAUUGGUGCCUAUCUUGUUGUUGGAGGAUAUGACUAUACUGGAGCUCAUCUUUGGGGGGUUUAUGCCGACGGUUCAACUAGUCAACAUAACUACUAUUCACUUGGAAGUGGUAGUAUUGCUGCAACAACAAUGUUAGAUGAUCAAUGGAAUGAAAACUUAACGAGAGAAGAAGGUGUUAAAUUAGCAACACAGGCUAUCCUUGCAGGUAUUUUUAAUGAUAUGGGUUCUGGAGGAAGAGUCAAUGUAUGUGUAAUAGAUAAGAAUGGAGUAGAAGAAAAAUUAAAUAUUGAACAUCCAAAUGAUAGAAAAUUCAAGAAUCCAGAUUUCAAAGGAUUUCCUAAGAAGCUUGAAAUUCUCAAGAAAACAGUUAUUCCUAUUGAACAUGAAGAAGAAGACUUUAAAGAUCAGAAACAAAUGGAGUUAGAAUAA
Entamoeba nuttalli P19 is the source of this 789-nucleotide messenger RNA. Its product is annotated as proteasome subunit beta type 7-B precursor, putative. NCBI's taxonomy places the organism in Eukaryota, Evosea, Mastigamoebida, Endamoebidae. Gene Ontology annotation, cellular component: proteasome core complex. The transcript has a single exon. Gene Ontology annotation, molecular function: threonine-type endopeptidase activity. The record is from RefSeq and is a predicted model, not a curated record. Bases 1 to 789 code for a protein of 262 amino acids.